AUGUUCCUGGACAUCAUAGGAAGUGCGCUGGAGGCCCGGGACAUUCGCUUUGUUCGGGUGGAUGGUACCACCAAGAUUGACGAGCGACAGGCGACGGUCGACAGCUUCCAGAAGGAGGGCUCUGGAGUUGAUGUUAUCAUCUCCUCGCUGAAGGCUGGUGGUCAGGGUCUCAACCUGACGGCGGCGGACCGUGUAGUUCUGAUGGACCUGUCCUGGAACCCGCAGGACAACCGUCAAGCAGAAGACCGAGCACACCGGCUGGGCCAGACGCGGCCAGUCACCGUGACCUACAUGACGUGCAAAGGCACCGUCGAGGAGAAGGUCGUGAAGUGCAACAUCUCGAAGAUGAAGCUGGACUACGAGUUCGGUGGCCAGAGAAGUGCCCUCGAGGAAGCGGAAGCCCGACUGGACGAGGAAGGCCAAGGCCAAAGUGGCAGCUCAGAGAGCGAAGGCGAGGAGCUUGAGGAAUCCAAGCGCAAGAGCUUCGAAGACGAAGUCUGCAACGAGUUUGCCCAAGAGCUGGGCCUUUAA
Messenger RNA from Symbiodinium necroappetens, 531 nucleotides. The record is from the annotation of a GenBank genome assembly. Lineage: Eukaryota; Dinophyceae; Suessiales; Symbiodiniaceae.